This is a messenger RNA of Vigna radiata var. radiata (mung bean), 585 nucleotides long. Its product is annotated as ctenidin-1-like. The record is from RefSeq and is a predicted model, not a curated record. NCBI's taxonomy places the organism in Eukaryota, Viridiplantae, Streptophyta, Magnoliopsida, Fabales, Fabaceae. Bases 1 to 585 code for a protein of 194 amino acids. The transcript has a single exon.
AUGGCGAUGGUGGUGGUAAUGAUGGUGGUUGUUGGUGGUUGUAGUGGUGGUGGUAAUCGUGGCAGUGGUGGUAGGGGUGGCUGCGGUGGUGGUGGUUGUGAUGGUGGUGGAAGUGGCGGUGGGGGCGGUGGCGGUGACAGUGGCGGUGAUGAUGGCUGGGGUGGGGGUGGUGGUGUCAGCGGCGACAACGACGAUGGUGGUGGUAGUGUUGGUAGUGAAGGUGGUGGUGGCCGUGACGGUGGUUGUGGGGGUGGUGGUAGAGUUGGUCGUUGUGGGAGUCGUGAUGGUGGCUAUGGGGGUGGUGGUGGUGGCGGCGAUGACGGUAGUGGUGGUGGUGGUUCUGGUGGCGGUGGGGGUGGGGGCGGCAGUGGUGGUGGUGUCGGUGAUCGUAGUGGUGGUGGGGAUGGUGAUGUUUGUGGUGGCGACGAUGGUUGCGGCAGCGGCAGAGGUUAUGGUGGGUGUGGUUGUGGUGCGGCGGCGGCUGUAGUGGUGGUGGUUUUGGCAGUGGUAGUGGUGGUGGUAGUGGUGGUGGUUGUGGUUGUGGUGGUAGCGGUGGCAGCGGGGGUGGUGGCUGUAGCGGCAUAG